AUGGCCCAUUUCCUCCGUGGAAAGCAAGUCGGGGUUCAGAAUGACCUCUCCGUCGGCGUCUCACAGGAUGUAUUUAUGGUAGACGAUUUUGCCCGCUAUGGCAUCAGUUCUCAAAUCUCUGUCAUUGCUUACGACCCCGUCCAAUCCCUGCUCGCGGUCGGUACGAACGAAUCUCGGUUCGGCCCUGGCCUUGUCUACGUCUUUGGGCAGAAGCGAGUCUGCGUGACCUUCACUCCCUCCCGGCCUUCCUCUAUUCGAACCCUUCAAUUCUGUGCCGACAAGCUCGUUGCACUGGAUAGCAAGAACGAUGUUAGCAUUUUCAGCCUGGACACUAAGCAAAUGCUGACAAGCUAUGCUCCUCCCGGUCAUGUCACGGCGAUACUCACAGAUCCUAGCCUGGAUUAUUGUUUCACUGGACUGCAAAAUGGGGAGAUCGUGGCAUAUGACCUGGACCGAGAAGGCAUCACGCCGUUCAGGAUCCCCAACCUCUGGCGCGAGCGCGAUCCAAGGGCACGCAUCCUCCCGGUGGUGUGUAUGCAAUUUCAUCCCAGAGACAUCGGCACCCUGCUCAUCGGCUACUCCGAAGGAGCUGUGAUCUAUUCAUUCAAACAGAACAAGGCCACUAAGUUCUUCCGAUAUGAAAUCCCUAGAGGGGCUCGCGGUGGAGAUGGAGAGGGCGCUACCACUGGGCAAGCGAGACAGCCACGUCUGACACAUGCUGUCUGGCAUCCGACAGGCACGUUCAUCUUAACCGCCCAUGACGACUCUAGUUUGGUUUUCUGGGAUCCUCGGGAUGGGCGAGUUGUACACGCAAGAACCCUUGAUGAUACAGAUGUCAACGUACCAGGUCGCGCACCUUCUAGAGAUGGGGCAGCCACCAUUGCGGUGAAACAGCCUUAUAUGAAAAUCGCCUGGUGCUCAAAGGUGAAUUCAGAAGACACUGGACUACUUGUGGCGGGUGGCUCACCCACGACAAAUCCAACCCGAGGUCUGACUUUUCUCGACCUGGGACCAACCCCCGUGUAUCAGACAUCUACCUGGGAUUCAUUGGCAGCAUACUUUCGAAAUCCAAAGAAAACACACGUCCUGCCGACGCCAGCCACCGCCGAAAUCAGCACAUUCACACUGAUCCCGCGUUCAUCUCCUCAUUAUGCAGGGUCACACGAUCCGAUCGCCGUCUUAACGAUCCUGUCGUCUGGGGAAAUGGUCACCUUGAGUUUUCCCUCCGGCCAUCCUAUUACCCCGACCAAUCAGCUUCAUAUCUCACUUUCAUUUGUCCAUCCCUUUGUCACCAAACUCGCGUUGGCUUUUGUGGAUCGGACGAGAUGGUUAGGCAUGAGAGAACUCCGGCAGCACGGACCCAGCAUUCUAACCGGCGGAGCAGAGGGCCACCGUCCUCUGAAGAGAUUUGAGAACCGGAAUAUCGUUCAAGCGGCCCACGCCGAUGGAACCAUCCGAGUCUGGGAUGCAGGACACGGCGAUGUCAUAGAGAAUCCCAAUGUCCUCCAGGUGGAUCUUGCGAGAGCGCUCGGUCGAUGGGAUCAAUUGGAAGUCUCGGAAUUGAGCAUGUCUGGAGCUACAGGUGAGCUAUCAGUUGGGAUGAGAACCGGUGAGCUGGUGGUCUUCAGACUCAAUCGGAACCAAUUUGCUGGCCAACCUCCUUCCGAACCCGGCCCCAAUGAGGGUCCCGGAAGCAUGACGGACAUAACCAGACGAGCAGACCCGGGCUUGAAAGAGGGUCUCCUACCGUUGACGAUGGCGAAUGAUCAACAAGGUCCGGUUGUCGCUCUGCGCCAUUCUGACGUUGGAUUUGUAGCUGCCGGAUAUGCUGCUGGUGGGGUGACCAUUGUCGAUCUUCGCGGGCCAGCCAUCAUAUAUACUGUUCUGCUCAGUGAGUUGACGGACGGUAAACAUCGAAAAGGUAGCACGAAGCGUGCGAGUGUAACAACUCAGUCUACAGAAUAUGCCACCGCAAUGGACUUUGGGAUCAUGACCCUCGAGGGCGAUGAUUAUUCUUCGUUGGCCUUGUUCGUCGGUACAUCCCGCGGUCGAGUUGCUACAUUCAAGAUUCUUCCCUCUCAAACAGGUCGAUACACUUCGCAACUUGCUGGGGUGACCCAGAUAUCAGACUCACGUGUUAUCUCACUGUCGCCGAUAGAGGCACACACAGGCUCGCCAGCGGCGGCCACCGGGCAAGCGAUGGCAGGAUUGCAGUCCGGACGGAAAGUCGACGGUGUUUUAGUGGCAGCUACUGUCUCGUCGUUACACAUCUUCCGUCCCGCGCACUCGAAAGGAGCAUCCAAGAGUUUCGAUCAUUAUCUUUGCGAUUCGGCCAGGGUGGCGCGCUACGAGGACCGUGGCUAUGCACUCGUCGGCCUGUUUGGUGAUGGUGCUGCGAGGGCAUUUUCCAUCCCGGCUCUGAAAGAGAUUGGCCAUGCUCGGGUUAACCAUCUCCUGGACACAAAACGAUUUGGUGAAGCGAUCAUCACUCCCACCGGUGAUGUAUUGGGCUGGGUGGGCCCCAGCGAGGUGGCCAUAGUUAAUGUCUUUGGCGCCGGUCUGUCGUUGCCAGCUAGCACCGAUGGGCUCUAUGAUCCUGCAAAACUCGUUCCCUCGCGACCGACAAUCAGCAAUCUCCAGUGGAUUGCCGGAACGCAAUACAUUACUCCGUCAGAUAUGGAUGUGCUGAUUGGGGGGCCAGACCGACCACCGUCGAAGCGGAUGAUGGCUGAAAUGCGUGCUGCGCAGGAGGCCGAAUUUCAAAGACAAAGAGAGGCUGCCCGGACGGGUCGAGCCGCGCCAAAAGACCAGAGUCAAGAGGGCUAUUGGGAAUAUAUGCAGCGACAACUGGCCGAAAGGACAGAGGCGCUUGGUCUCGCCGGCGACAGCAUGGACCGAGCGGCCGAAUCGAGCAGUACCUGGAGUGAUGGAGUGAGCAAAUACGUUGCGAAGCAGAAGAGACAAGCAGCGCUCGGAUAUCUGGGUUCGAAAUUCGGGUUCUGA
Molecule: messenger RNA, 3003 nt
Organism: Capronia epimyces CBS 606.96
Lineage: Eukaryota; Fungi; Ascomycota; Eurotiomycetes; Chaetothyriales; Herpotrichiellaceae
Exons: 4
Coding region: 1-3003 (1000 amino acids)
Biological process (GO): regulation of protein secretion; establishment of cell polarity; regulation of exocytosis
Cellular component (GO): cytoplasm; plasma membrane
Molecular function (GO): GTPase activator activity; myosin II binding; syntaxin binding
Source: RefSeq, a predicted model, not a curated record